UCUCCCAUUGCCCCUUACCGGAUAUUCCUGUUGCAUGGCCAGACUAAGCAGUCAGUAGGCCUACGAGAUCAUAGAGCUGCAGAGAAGAAAAGAAAAGAUUUCCAUUGAACUUUGACAAGCUGUGACAGUUUGAGUACAAGACUCAAUCACUGCCAUCAUGUGGUUUGAUGAAGUUGGAGAAAUCUUUGAGCUUUUUAAGGGGAGUUUUCCUCUCUCAUUUUUGUUUUUUGUACCCAUUUUUAUCAUCAUAUCUCCUGUGAGCCCUGUGAAUGCAGCUCAAGAAUUUGGAGUGUACCGGAUGCAGCAAUAUGACUUGCAAGGGUCAACAUUUGGAUGCAAAAAUUCCAUCAUAAAUAUGGAAGCAAGGUCAAUUGACUGCAAAAUGCUAACUCGCCGCUGUGCUGUCGCAAAAUUGCAAGAUGUCACAAUGCCAAAGUAUCGUGAUCUCAUGACGCAGAAUGCUGGGGCAUUGCUUGUUAUCUUGCCACAGAAUCUGGGGAAUCUCUCAGCCGAAGAAAGACAGCAUUUGCAAAGUCUGGAGCGGGAGAUAGUCCAGGAGCCAACAUCAGUGCCUGUGUACUUUGCUCUGGAGCAAGAGUACCUGAAGGACAUUUAUCUUGAUGUCCAAGAGGGCACAGCUGGGGACAAUGCAGCAACAGCUUGGGAAGCCCUUGUCAGUUCUGCCACUGCUAAUGGCUUCCAGCUGGUGGUCUCUGGAACAGCUGCAGAGGCGUUGCCAGAUUUUGAAGUUGCCAAUAUUCAGGGUCGUCUCUCUGGCUAUGGCAUUGAAGAGCAGCUGCCGACCAUUGUGAUCACAGCUCAUUAUGAUUCUAUGGGGAUUGCUCCGUCACUGUCCUACGGCGUUGACUCCAAUGGAUCUGGUGUGAUCAUACUGCUGGAACUGGCUAGACUGUUCUCCAAACUGUACACAAACUCUCGCACCCAUGCAAAAUACAAUUUAGUCUUUCUUUUGUCUGGCGGUGGAAAGUUCAACUAUCAAGGUUCAAAGCGCUGGAUUGAGGACAAUUUUGAAGCUGCAGAGGGUAACAUGCUGUCGGAUGUUGCCUUUGUACUGUGUCUGGACACCCUAGGAGCUGGGAACGAACUGAAACUGCAUGUGUCCAAGCCACCGAGAGAAGACAGUGCUGGUGGGCAGUUCUACAAGCAACUGGAGGAGGUGGGCAGUUCUCUGUAUCCAGAGGCCAAGGUUGAUAUGGUGCACAAGAAGAUCAACCUUGCUGAUGAGAUGCUCGCCUGGGAGCAUGAGAGGUUCAGCAUCAAGCGCAUGUUGGCCUUCACCCUAAGCCAUCUGGGUUCACACAAGUCUCCAGACAGAAACACCAUCCUGGACACAAGGGCAGCAGUGGACUCUGGGGUCAUUACCAGGAAUACUCAGAUUGUUGCAGAGGCCCUGGCCAGGCAGAUCUACAACUUGACAAGCCAAGGCAGCUUUGAAAUGUUCACUGACACUCUGUCUGUGGAGGAGCCAGUGGUCCAGUCCUGGUUGGACUACUUGUCCAGUGGACCUCGUGCUGCUCAGUUGCUCAAGUCUGACUCAGAGAUGGUCAUGACGCUGGAACAGACUAUGGGUCGCUACCUCAAGGACGUGAGAAAAACUUUGAUAAAAGCUGACAAGAGGGAUCCUGAAUUCUUGUUUUACAGUGGGUCAGAGUAUGUCAUGAAUGCAUACAAUGUAAAACCAGCUGUGUUUGACUUGUUCCUUGCCAUCUGCAUUGCUAGUUAUCUGGCUCUUGCAUAUCUUUGUGCACAGAACUUCCAUGUGAUCUACUAUGCACUGAAGCGAUCUGUGAUUCCUGUCAGUCCCAAGGCUAAGGCUCAUUAGAUCCAACAGAUAUGGUACAGAAUCAACAAGUAGUUCAGACCAGUACACUCAACUCAGACUGACUCCAUGCGUCACUGGAUCUGGCCUCGUCAUCUUUCCGUGGAACUGAAUCAGUUCACUAUGUCCGAAAGAUUUCUCUUGUUGUUUGUAUUUUUCUUCCCUAAACAGACAAUUUUUAGUUUCUGAAUAAUAGUGAUGCUUGUCCCUGAUUUAAGACAUUUCUAACUAACCUUUGCUCCCAUAAAAAAUGUCUUAUGGGACUCGUGGUUUUAACUAGAAAGCUAGUUGAUUUUGUGCAGUGAACAUUUUUAGCGUUUUAGAUACGUGGUAACUUCCUUUCUGAAGUGAUCCUGACUUGACUUUCAAGAUUUCUUUAUGAUGUCCCAGAGGAGUCAAUCCCAACACGUGAUUGAUUUCCCAACUUGCUGCAUUUUACUGAACUGGUAGAAUUUGCUAAACUGAAACAUCAUUUGUAGUUUUAAAACUUUCUUUGGAGAGCUAAAUGCUUCUGUUUGUAAAUAUUAAGAAAAUUCCUUAUUUUGUUGUAUUUAUGCAUUCCUGUCAUUAUAUAUCGAGACUGUUCUCUUGUGGAUGCGACUCAGUCCCUCCCGCUUUUGAAUAUGUGGGAGUGCAAAUAGAAAGUCCUAAAUCAGGGAGAUCAUUGUAUUCAGAGUUUUGUUUGCUGUCUUUUUGAUAAAUCAUAAAAUUGAUUAUAUUUAUUACAGGUCUGAUUGUUUUUUUUUAAACAAAUAAGCUGUUAGAUGUAGUGUACAUGUGAAGGAUGCUUGUGUUUGUGUGGUGCCAAUGUAUUGAUGGGUGGUAUUUUAAAAAAAAAGUAAAGUGUUAUUGAUGUAGAAACAAUCAAACAAUCUGUAUUCCGGGCCUCUUGCACUGAUUUGGUAACUUUCUUGUACCUCACUGUAAUAAGACUAAGAGUUGGCAGUGAUGAUGUGUGGUGGUGGAAGCGGACGUAAAAUGCUUUACAAUGACUUUGGUCAUCCUUUAGUAGUUAGCUAAAAAA
Aplysia californica (California sea hare) is the source of this 2864-nucleotide messenger RNA. Its product is annotated as nicalin-1. Gene Ontology annotation, biological process: regulation of signal transduction. Lineage: Eukaryota; Metazoa; Mollusca; Gastropoda; Aplysiida; Aplysiidae. Bases 158 to 1843 code for a protein of 561 amino acids. The transcript has 16 exons. The record is from RefSeq and is a predicted model, not a curated record. Gene Ontology annotation, cellular component: endoplasmic reticulum membrane.